AUGGAUCCUAGCCAGUCGGAAGAUUCAGGAGGUGAGCAAGUGUUCAAGGUAGGUCCACUCCUCCGCGAACAGGACCGGUUUCUUCCCAUUGCCAACAUUACGAAAAUCAUGAAGCAAUCCAUACCGUCGAAUGGUAAAAUUGCCAAAGAAGCACGAGAAUGCAUCCAGGAGUGUGUUUCCGAGUUUAUAUCGUUCAUCACGUCCGAGGCAAGCGAUCGAUGUCACAUGGAGAAGAGGAAGACGAUCAACGGGGAGGACAUCUUAUGUGCCAUGUAUGCGCUUGGUUUCGAUGACUACAUUGAGCCGCUAAAGCUUUACCUGAGCAAGUAUAAGGAUAACAUGCUGACCGAACGCAUUACGGAUCCGUCCUACGAUCCAUCACAAAUGGGAGAAUCGAGUCAACAAGCAUCCGAAUCUUUAACGGCUCAAGUACUUCCGACCGUCAUCGACAAUACGGAGAUCAUUUAUCAGACUGAGGGUAACACACUUUACUUCAAGAACGAACCGUACGAGCAGAUGUGA
Anopheles maculipalpis is the source of this 522-nucleotide messenger RNA. RefSeq lists its product as uncharacterized. Gene Ontology annotation, biological process: regulation of transcription by RNA polymerase II. NCBI's taxonomy places the organism in Eukaryota, Metazoa, Arthropoda, Insecta, Diptera, Culicidae. The transcript has 4 exons. Gene Ontology annotation, cellular component: CCAAT-binding factor complex; nucleus. Gene Ontology annotation, molecular function: protein heterodimerization activity; DNA-binding transcription activator activity, RNA polymerase II-specific; RNA polymerase II cis-regulatory region sequence-specific DNA binding. The record is from RefSeq and is a predicted model, not a curated record. The coding region runs from base 1 to 522 and encodes 173 amino acids.